AAAGGUCUACAGGUGAUGGAGUGGAGUUGAAGUGCAUCAUGGUUGCCUUAGUGGCCACUUCAGGGUGGUCUUUCUUUGAGGUGAGAGGAGCCAGGAUGCCCCAGGAUGGAAGAUGACCUGGUUCUACACAAGAAAGACAAGAACUCUUGUCCUCUGGGGAUGACAGGCUCACAGUGGGACGCAGGCAAGAAACCAGCAAGGAAUUGGAAUGCACAAUAUGCCAAGAGGCAGCCAGUAAAUGAUUCUCAUCAUUGAUGUUUCUGUCUUUCUCUCCUCUGAAAUCGAUCAAAAAAAAGAAAGAAAGAAAGAAAGAAAGACGGUUAUCCAAAUCUAAGUAGUGACCAUCGAAUGGCGAUUCUAGAGGAUCCCCUGGAAUUGCUUAGAGCAAGCAUGUCAAGUGCGGCGCGCAACGAAUAUUUUGGGGGCCCAGCCAAUAUAACAGCGCACCAUUUUCCUCCACUAAUACUCGCAGCGAAUAUUUUAGCAGCCGAAGGCCACAUCAUUAGUCUUGGACUGACUUUUUUGGUGUGCGCCACAGGAAAUAUUUCGCUCUUGGUAAACAAGAAAAAUAGGUUUAUUUGCGUUACGCUUAUUAAUUUGUGCAGUUAUCCAGUGUCUGGUAAGUGAAUGUUUAAGAAAAAAUGUUAAUUUUUAUUAAAAUGUUCUAUCAUUUUAUGUUAACAGUCAUUCAUUCAUUUCAGCCCUUUGUAUUCAGCAUGUCUCUAUCGGAAUAAACCUACGUUUCAAAGAAAACUGAAGCUUUUGUUUUUUUGCGGCCACAUCCACUUGCACCUUGUUUAUUUGGCCCGUGUUGGCCUGUGCGUGUGACAGGCUUGGCUUGAGACUCCGGCUGAUGGUGAAGACGGAAGAGGCUGCAGAAUGAGUCCUGAUGGUGCCAGGACGUCGUCCGAGGGAUUUAUCAUGAACCAGCUGUUCACAAGCGGGAGAGGAUCCCCCACGCUGAGGCCAGAUGCGCAGGCAGUUUCCAGAAGCUUCCCAUGGCUCUUGCAGCUCCGCACACAGCCCUGCUGUGAGAAUGUCCCGGGGCUCAGUGAUGCGUGCAGCCUCAUGUGAGGCGUCGCCUCCGGGGCAGGGCCAGGCGGGCUUGCCUGUCAGACCUGCUCGCCUGCUGCUGUUCAGCCCAGACCGCCCCAGCGCCCCAGCGUCCCUUCUGCAGGACCAGGAAGCGCAGCAUGGAGCCGGUCCGGUCCCGCGGAGAGCAGUCUCUGGGACCUGAACUUUGAGUUUUGGAGCAAGUCACAUGGCGUGAAGUCUCGUCAGAUGCCCUGGGCACUGGUUUGGCAGGCUCUUCCUGCCCAGCCCUGCCCGCGGCCGGGAACCCGCAGAGGAACCUGAGCCUGCAGCCGGGAGGGGACACGGGCCCACUGCACGCCAGCAGCUCCUGCGCGGCCGGGUGUGCGCGUCUCGGUCCGGCCAUGGCGGAGCUGCACCGCACGCACUCCUCGCUGGCAGCCCUGGACGAGGAGACGCUGUGGGAGAUGACGGAGAGCCACCGCCACAGGAUCGUGCGCAGCAUCUGCCCCAGCCGCCUCACCCCCUACCUGCGCCAGGCCAAGGUGCUGGGCCAGCUGGACGAGGAGGAGGUGCUGCACAGCCCCCGGUUCACCAACUCGGCCAUGAGAGUGGGACACCUGCUGGACUUGCUGAGGGCACGCGGGAAGAACGGGGCGCUCGCCUUCCUGGAGAGCCUGAAGUUCCACAACCCCGACGUCUACACCCUGGUCACCGGGCUGCAGCCCGACGUGGACUUCAGCACCUUCAGUGGGCUCAUGGAGACGUCCAAGCUGACCGCAUGCCUGGCCGGGGCCAUCGGCAGCCUGCAGGAGGAGCUGAGCCAGGAGAAGGGGCAGAGGGAGGCGCUGGCGCAGCAAUGCCGGCGGCUGCAGGAGCGCCUGGGCCAGGCCGAGGCCCGGGCCGAGGGCCUGCAGCAGCUGGAGGCCGACCACGGCCGCAUGAAGCGCGAGGUCAGCGCCCACUUCCACGAGGUGCUGAAGCUGAAGGACGAGAUGCUCAACCUCUCGCUGCACUACAGCAACGCGCUGCAGGAGAAGGAGCUGGCCAGCACGCGCUGCCGCGGCCUGCAGGAGGAGCUCUACCUGACGAAGCAGGAGCUGCAGCGCCAGAUGCUAUCUGCCUCCUGCGAGCGGGCGUUCCGAGAGCGGUCCCUACAGAUGGCGGACGGCCUGGAGCCCGGAGCGGAGGAGCUGAGCCGCUUGAAGGAGGAGAACGAGAAGCUCCGCUCCCUGACGUUCAGCCUGGCGGAGAAGGACAUCCUGGAGCAGAGCCUGGACGAGGCCCUGGAGAGCAAGCAGGAGAUGGUGGACCGCAUCCACUCGCUGAGGGCGCGGGCCGUGGCCGCCGAGCGGCAGCGGAAGCAGUUCUGGGAAGAGAAGGAGCAGACCCUGCUGCAGUUCCAGAAGACCAGGGUGGACUGCGAGAUCUACAGGGAGAAGGUGACCGCCCUGCAGGGCCAGGUGGCCGAGCUGCAGAAGGAGCGGGACCAGGCCUACGCGGCCCGAGACGCCGCCCAGGUGGAGAUUGCCCAAAGCCUGGCGGAGAAGGAUGCACUCCGCCGGAAGGUGUUCGAGCUCACGGACCAGGGCUGCGACCUGCGCCAGCAGCUCCGCCAGCUGCAGGCCGAGUCGGCACAAGGGCCCAAGCAGGAGGCGGGGCCGAGGGAGCCCUGGCGGAGGGGGAAGCAGCGGCUGGUGCGCAUGUUCGCCAUCUGCCCGCGGGACGACGGUGACGGCAGCUGCCUCAGCUCCUCCGAGCUCUGGUCGGACCUGAGCGCCACGCCCAGCCGCGAGCUCGUGGACAGCUUCCGCUCCAGCAGCCCCGUGCCCCCCAGCCAGCUGUCCCUGUACAAGCGAGCCACCGAGGAAUUCCGGGAGGAUGCUUGGUCCUUCAGUGGCUUCUCAGAAAUCCUGGAGGGGGACUGGGGAGGCUGCCCGGGAGCGAAGGCGAGUGACGUCGACCUGGAUUACGAGAUUGUAGACAGAGCAGACCUGCUGGAGUCUGAGAGCGGCCCACAGCUGGUCUCCAGGGGCCUCUGCGUCUCAGCCAGCAGCGUCCCCGUGCGGCGGCGGCCGGCCCGGAAGCUCCCGAGCCAGGUCACGGUGCUGGCCUUCCAGGGGGACGCGCUGCUGGAGCAGAUGAGCAUCAUCGGCGGGAACCUCACGGGCAUCUUCAUCCACCGCGUCACCCCUGGCUCGGCGGCCGACGAGAUGGCCUUGCGCCCAGGCACCCAGAUCGUCACGGUGGACUGCGAGGCCACGGAGCCCUUCUUCAAGGCCGUCCUGCAGGGCGUGACCCUGGAGCAGGCUGUGGGUCUUCUCCGCAGGGUGGACGGCUUCUGCUGCCUGUCUGUGAAGGUCAACACGGAGGGUUAUAAGAAGCUGGUCCAGGACCUGGAGGCCAAAGUGGCCACCUCAGGGGACUCCUUCUACAUCCGGGUCAACCUGGCCCUGGAGGGGCGGGCAGAGGGGGAGCUGCCCGUGCACUGCGGCGACAUCCUGCACGUCACCGACACCAUGUUCCAGGGCCGUGGCUGCUGGCACGCCCACCGCGUGGGCCCCUACAGCACCAGGGACACGGAGGGCGGCACCAUCCCCACCUACGCACAGGCACAGCAGCUGCUCAUCGCCCUCCUGCAGGACCUGGCGCAGCAGAGCAGCUCCGCCCGUAAGCCGUCUUCUGGAGGCCCCCAGAGGUUGGUGCGCGUCGUCACUGUGGACAGAACCAAGGCCAACGCCCUGUUUUCUUCCUUUGAUCAGGCCCAGCCAGACCCCAGCCGGCUGGGAGAUGCCUCCCCCAGGGGCUUCUGGGCCGAGAGCUGCGUCACCCUGGCGCCCUACACGCGGGUGCACCCACGCAGGCCCAGCCGGCCCCGGCCUGUGCUCCUCGUGCCCGGCUUGGUCGGGAGGAUCCUGAGUGAGAAGCUCUGCCUGCUGCAAGGGUUUAAGACAUGCCCAGCAGAGUACUUGAGCCCGGAGGAGUACGAGGCCGCCAGCCGGAGGGGGGACAUUGUGCAGGAGAGGGAGGCCGCUGGCAGCCACUGCUGGGUGGCCCGCGCAGCCCUGGAGCGCCUCAUGGAGAAGAACACGCACGCCCUCCUGGACGUCCCGCUGGACAGCGUGCGCGCCCUGCACAGCAUGGAGAUCUUCCCCAUCGUCCUCCACGUCGCCAUCAAUGAGAAGGCGGCCAAGAGACUCCGGAAGGCCCUGCAGCGGCUGGGCGCCUCGGAGGAGCAGCUCCUGGCGGCCAGCAGGCAGGAGGAGGGCGAGCUGGACAGGGCGCCGCACCCCUGCUGCAGCCUGGCCCCCGAGGGCUGGGGCGACCUGGACACGCUGCUCAGCUGCGUCCGCUUCGCCAUCUCCGACGAGCAGAAGAAGGUGGUGUGGACAGAGCAGAGCCCCCCCUGACGGACGCUGUGUCCUCCCGGCUGGUGGACCCCACACCCUGUCCUGUGGGCUCAGCUUGGGGUGCUCACCGCACACCCCCCCUCGGGUCCCCUCAUGCAGUGUGACCACCACCCUCGCCACGUGCAGGC
Myotis daubentonii (Daubenton's bat) is the source of this 4570-nucleotide messenger RNA. RefSeq names its product caspase recruitment domain family member 14 (gene CARD14). Gene Ontology annotation, biological process: regulation of apoptotic process. The coding region runs from base 1437 to 4442 and encodes 1001 amino acids. The record is from RefSeq and is a predicted model, not a curated record. Gene Ontology annotation, cellular component: cytoplasm. Gene Ontology annotation, molecular function: CARD domain binding. The transcript is spliced from 24 exons. NCBI's taxonomy places the organism in Eukaryota, Metazoa, Chordata, Mammalia, Chiroptera, Vespertilionidae.